Molecule: messenger RNA, 309 nt
Organism: Malassezia sympodialis ATCC 42132
Lineage: Eukaryota; Fungi; Basidiomycota; Malasseziomycetes; Malasseziales; Malasseziaceae
Exons: 3
Coding region: 1-309 (102 amino acids)
Biological process (GO): anaphase-promoting complex-dependent catabolic process
Cellular component (GO): anaphase-promoting complex
Molecular function (GO): cullin family protein binding; ubiquitin protein ligase activity; zinc ion binding
Source: RefSeq, a predicted model, not a curated record
AUGGCACCCAGUUGGCUACUGGCGUACGCACAAUGUGCUGAUGCAGAUUGGAAUGUCCGUGAUCCAGACGACGUGUGUGGUAUCUGCCAGAACUACUUUGAUGGCGUGUGUGGUGCCUGCAAGGACCCUGGCGAUGCAUGCCCUCUAGCGGUGGGCGAAUGCACGCACGAGUUCCACUUGCACUGUAUCAUGAAAUGGCUCUCGGAAAAGCACGAACCCAUGUGCCCUCUGUGCAAGCGGCCUUGGCUGGAAGUCAGCUCGACGGCGCCGGCGCCGGCGCGCUCCCCUGCUUCACCAGGUGUACCAUAG